Paecilomyces variotii is the source of this 1449-nucleotide messenger RNA. Its product is annotated as Mob1 family protein. The transcript is spliced from 2 exons. Lineage: Eukaryota; Fungi; Ascomycota; Eurotiomycetes; Eurotiales; Thermoascaceae. Gene Ontology annotation, cellular component: cytoplasm. Bases 1 to 1449 code for a protein of 482 amino acids. The record is from RefSeq and is a predicted model, not a curated record.
AUGGCUGCUGCGGGAGUCUCUCCUUCGAGCUCUCCCCGACUCCCCAGUCCUCCGCCGUUCACGGAGGUCCAGAUCGGCCCCAAGUCUCCUACGGUUGGAGAGCCAUUCGGCAAUGCUGGGGAGAAACUGCUGGGUGCUACGCAACAGGCAGAUGAUGCGUCGAUGCGGAGGAUUCGUCCGGGUACAAAGGCUGCUGAUAUGGCAUCAGGACCGCCAUUGAUCCCGUUAUCGCAGCUCGAUUCACCGUUCCAGUUGCAGGAGCACUUGAAGGCGCUCUAUCACAGUUGUACCAAACCGGAUAGCUCACGAACGGUUGUUCCGAUAACCCGCGACGUCGCUAUGUAUCUCGCUGAACCACCAGAGGGCGUUGAGCGAUCCCUCUGGCUCUACGAACUAUGCCGCUUCCUUACCAUGAAAGUGAAUAACCUCAUUAUCGCAUUCUUCGCCGAAGACCCUCCGUGUUCAUCUCAGACGUGUGCUGAGAUGCGCGCCUCUGAGUGGCAGUACCUCUGCGCCGUCCAUGAUCCGCCCAAGUCCUGCUGCGCCAUCGACUACUGCUGCCACACACUCGAUUGGGCAACUAACAUCCUCACAUCUCCGAAGUACUUUCCAAGCCGCUUAACGUUGGGUUCAGAGUCCGCUGGUGGACCUCAAGCAAGUAUGAGACACCUGACGAACAUCUUUCGUCGUUUGUAUCGUAUCUUCGCGCAUGCUUGGUUCCAGCACCGGGAUGUGUUUUGGCAAGUCGAAGGGCACGACGGUCUCUAUGUCUUCUUCAAGACUGUCUGCGACGUAUAUCACCUUAUCCCGGAAGAUAAUUAUACUGUCCCCCCGGAAGCUGAAGGGCCGGAUGCGUACCCUAAACCGGCGGUUAAAGAAGAUAGAGAUGACUCGCGCCGGUUGACGAUCCUACGCAAGGACAGUGAUGACCCCCCUCAGUACACAGAGCUUGAACCAUCCUCGAUCAGCACAGGUGCCACCACACGGCGUCACAAGCACAACCCGUCGACUGGCUCCGCCGUCACAACGAUCGCGGAGGAUAGUGAGGACACGGAAGAUUUGCCACAUGCUGAGGACACCGAAAAGGAGCCAUCAGUUGCAGAUAAUCGUCCAGAGUCUGCUCCAGAACCAGCAGAAAAACCGGCGCAGGAGGAUUCUACCGAUGCUACCCCCGAUAAGUCGACAACAAGAGAGGAAACAGAAACAGAAACAUCCGCACUUGGAGAACCAGCACCUGAUCCAGAGGAACGAGAAACAAUAGACCUUCCAGACCCUGAAGCCGAAUCAGAGGGACCAUCGAAAGCCGAGAAUAGCGAAACUGAAACCGAAACCGAGAUCUCAACUCCAGUCGCGGAUAACAACGACAAAAAUCCUGCAGCUGAACUUGAGGCAGAAAGUGAGACGAAAUCUGAUACGGAUCAUGCCUCAGAACCUCAGACAGAGUCAUAA